Molecule: messenger RNA, 855 nt
Organism: Limulus polyphemus (Atlantic horseshoe crab)
Lineage: Eukaryota; Metazoa; Arthropoda; Merostomata; Xiphosura; Limulidae
Product: serine proteinase stubble-like
Exons: 6
Coding region: 1-855 (284 amino acids)
Biological process (GO): proteolysis
Molecular function (GO): serine-type endopeptidase activity
Source: RefSeq, a predicted model, not a curated record
AUGUAUUGGACUGUAGUAAUGCAACAGCUGAUACCAAUGAUUUGGACAAUUCUGUUGGUGUUUAUUACGCUCAUCCAAUCAGCAGCUGUGCCAAGCCAGUGUGGUCAACAACUAGCCAGGAACGGCCGUAUUGUUCAUGGCGAAGAUGCUUAUGAGGGAGAAUUUCCUUGGGCAGUAUCCAUUCGAUUUGACGGGGAACAUUUAUGUGGAGGGACCAUUCUGAAUGAGAGAUGGAUUCUCACUGCAGCCCACUGUGUGCAACUAUACUUCGCUCGACAAUUUGUCGUCCGAGUAGGAGAGUUUGAUUUGUCCAAAAAAGAUCUCAUGACCGAAGAUAUUAAGGUUCAACAACUUAUUAUCCAUCCCAACUAUUCCAAACCUAAACUGUAUUAUAACGACAUUGCUUUGCUACGGCUAGCAAAAGACGUAACCUUUUCUGAUUAUGUCAGGCCAACCUGCCUACCAGAAGCUUCAAGUUCUUUUACUGGUUCCAUUGGCACAGUUGUGGGUUGGGGAUGGAACAAAGAUCCCAAAGAAGGUGGAGAACGUGCUAUUCGAUUGCAGAAGGUCAAGGUGCCUAUAAUGAACUAUACCCAAUGCCAGAGUUGGUACCAAAAGGCGGGAAAGAAUGUCGUGUUACAAAAAGGACAGAUGUGUGCGGGUUACAAGGAAGGAGGCAGAGAUUCUUGUCAGGGUGAUUCCGGCGGCCCUCUUUUAAUUAAAGAUGGAACUAAAUUUCUGAUCAUUGGAGUUGUAUCAGCAGGAAUCGGCUGUGCCAAGCCACUUCUUCCGGGCCUUUACACCGAAGUCUCCUUUUACUUACCAUGGAUGUUACAGUACAUUAACAAUAUUUAA